UCCCGAGCCGGGGACUUGGCUGCGGGUGGUGCAGCGGGGCGCUGGCAGCGUCUGAAGGCGCCGCGGUGGCAAAGCGGCCGGAGCCGCUCCUCCUUCCUUCUUCGCCUCCGCGCUGUGCUGCGCGAGUCCCACGCCCGGCUUUCCUCCUCCUUCUCCUGCCGUCGCGGCGCGCACUGCGGAUCUCGCAACGGGAGAGAGAGACACACACACGUUCUGACGCUGCGAACCCCCCCUCCUGUUUUGUUUUUCUUUAAUUUUUAUUAUUGCUAUUAUUUUCGCCCUCUUUACCUCCGGGGUCUUUGCCGGUGACAAGGACAGCGGUGCCCCUCGGGGGAGCCGGAGCCCUGCGGAUGCGCCUCCCCGGGACCCGGGGCGCUGACUCUCGGAGUGGAUUUAUUGACUCGCGAUUGCUUUCGAGCUCCCCGAAACAACCCGGGCUGGUGCCUGUGCGGAUUGGAAGCUGCAGGGAGCGGUGAGAGACGCGCACAGGAGGAGCCUCCUGCUAAAGCUGUGUCCCUUUCCCCCAACCCUUUCAUUUCCCCCACCACCAUUUCUUUUUAUUGUACCUUUUUCUUUUUUUUCUUUUUUUUUUUACUCCUUUUCACGCGAGCCUUAGACACUGUGAACGUGUAUGGCGCACUGGAUCCUAAUGGGAGUUGGCACUUUGAGCGGCAUCGUCCAACGCAGCCAGGAGACCCCCAGUAAAAGGAGAGACUGAGGCGUUUGCGCUUCUUUUUGUUGUUGCUGUUAUUGCUGUUGUUACUUCGGAGGUAGCUUGGAUCUGACCUCGCAGGAGAAUUGCCUACAUGCCAGUGGCAUACAUGACUCAGUAGAUCUGCUUGUAGCUCUUGCCAAGUGCAUCGUCAACCCUUCGAGUGUGAUUUUUAUUUUUUUUAUAUUUUUUUUUAUUAUUAUUCCCUAUCACUCGUCCCAGGUGUUGGGAUACUGGGCGCUCACCCUGUCGUUGCCGCUUAGGUGCGGGGAAGCCGCACGGCGGAGUUGGCGAGGCUCCGGGGAGGGAGUCGGUGCCGCCUGCGACCAUGGCAGCGCGGAGGCGAGACGCCUCCGGCUGGAAGUACUGCUGGGGAGUCGCGAUGGUUUUAUGCAGAACUGCACUGGCGAGGUCCAUCGUUUUAGACCCCAUCUAUUGGAAUUCCUCCAACCCCAAAUUCCUUCCUGGACAAGGAUUGGUACUAUAUCCACAGAUAGGAGACAAACUGGAUAUUAUAUGCCCAAAGGUGGACUCUAAAACUGUUGGCCAGUAUGAAUAUUAUAAGGUCUACAUGGUUGAUAAAGACCAAGCAGAUAGCUGUGCUAUUAAAAAGGACAAUACACCUCUACUCAACUGUGCCAAGCCAGAUCAAGAUGUUAAGUUUACCAUCAAGUUUCAAGAGUUCAGUCCUAAUCUCUGGGGCCUGGAAUUUCAGAAGAACAAAGAUUAUUACGUCAUAUCAACAUCAAAUGGGUCUUUGGAGGGCCUGGAUAACCAGGAGGGAGGGGUGUGCCAGACAAAAACCAUGAAGAUCCUCAUGAAAGUUGGACAAGAUCCUAACUCAGCAGGGCUGCCCCGGCACACGGAUCCCACCAAGCGCCCCGAGCAGGAACCUGGCACCAAUGGGAAGAGUUCCACCACAAGCCCCUUUGUGAAGGAUCACUCAGGUUCUAGCACAGAUGGCAGUAAGGCUGGGCAUUCCAGUAUACUGGGUUCAGAGGUGGCCUUAUUUGCAGGGAUUGCAUCAGGGUGCAUCAUUUUCAUCGUCAUCAUCAUCACUUUGGUGGUUCUUUUGUUGAAGUACCGGAGAAGACACAGGAAGCAUUCCCCGCAACACACGACAACUCUCUCACUUAGUACGUUAGCCACCCCAAAACGCAGUGGCAACAACAAUGGUUCUGAGCCCAGUGACAUUAUCAUUCCUCUAAGGACUGCAGACAGUGUCUUUUGCCCACACUAUGAGAAAGUCAGCGGCGACUAUGGACAUCCGGUGUACAUAGUUCAAGAGAUGCCUCCUCAGAGUCCAGCAAACAUUUACUACAAGGUCUGAGAAACACACAACCAGCUCUGUGGUGCAGUUGAGUCGUAGAGGAAACUCACUGGUCAAAUGCUUUCUGUUGGGCUUUGUGAUGAUGCCUUGUGCAUUAGCAUUGACUCAAGCACAGGGCAGGGGAAGGCGACAGCUCUUUCUCCAGGAUCUGAUGCAAGCUGGACAGCUUACCUAGUCUGUAGAAUUCCUAUCUCGGUGAAUAAGUAUUCACUAAAAGCUGGAAGACUUUUAUGUAGAAGAUGCCCAUUCUGAUUGCUGUACUCUUGUUACAUUCAUCAUCCUCAAAGCCAUGUGCUGUGGGCGUUCAGGCAUGUACAAAAGCCAAGGGAAGAUGGAGUGAUCCAUGGAUGUUAACCGCUCUAGGCAUCCUAGGAAGGUGCUCUAGGAUAUAUCAAGCUUGAAAUGCAAUCUUCUGACUUUUGUGUGUCUCAGUGCGUACUGGAUUUGUCACAAAGACCUUGGUGUCUAAGACUUGUUAAAGUUCUCUUGCUUUUAGUCCAUCACUGUUCCAUUUGUUUCUGUUAUCUGGGCCUCUGCCAUCCUUCGCAUAAGAUUUCCUUUCACUCCACCUCCUGAAUCACUAAUGGAACAUUAAUGUUUGGAGAUCCACAUUCCAUCCAUCUGCUACAGCAGCCUCAGUCGAAUGGGUAAUGCAUUUAUAGAAAUUGUGUUUGAUAGUAAGGAGCCUUCCAGCCAAAAAGUUAGGCUGUCAACAAAGUCGAGAGCAGGACUGGGUGGUGGAGGGAAGGGCUGACUGCAGUUGCAGUUGAAUACUGCUGCCUCAAAAAUAGAAGCUGGGAAGAAAAAAGAAAAAAAAAAAACAUUUAGAUAGCACAGCACUUUGGUAUGCUAAGUUUUAAGAGGCAAGUAGGAGACACAAUAUCACACAGAGCGGAUUAGGGCUGCAUUUGAAGGAUUUCAUGGUUAUCAGAUACCAGUGUGCAGAAAAAAAAAUUAGUACCUUCAAUACAGUAGAACAAAGGGUAUCAUUAGUAAGUGAACAAGCUUGGAAAGGACAAGGCAAUAGCAGGCCGCUGAGGGUAUGUUAGAGCAGGGCUGUUGUGGUACUGGCAAUAAAAUAUACAGCUUUGAAGCUGUACCGAAAAUGUAGUCUGCUUUGGAUGACUUUUAAGCAGACUCAGCUGCUAUACUUUCACAUACUAAACACAGGGAAAGCAUUUAAGAAAAUAGCAGAGAGCCAAAUCUGACUAGAUGAUUAUCCAGUGGGUCAAAUGAGCUGUAAUUCUAUCACUGGUAAAGUUGUUUAAAAAAACACAACCAAACACCUUUCUCAUCUCAAAAAGUGAAACAGAAUUUCUUUCUGACUAAGCCUUUUGACACUUUGGUUUAUUUUACUGCUGUCCCUGCACAGUGAGUGUUGGUAGUGUGACUGACACAGCCGUUCAUUGGUGCUCUGUUGCAAAGUUUAAGCACAUAUGGCAAACCUCUUGCAGUCCAUAAGAAUAAAAUAAAUUAUGACACUGAGAUGGAGAAGGAAGAUAUGUCUUAUUUAUAAUAAGUGUAUAGAACACAAGGGAUAUAAAGUGAGAGUUUUUCUUUCUUUUGUUCUUUCUUACUUUUUUUUGGUUUGCUUUUGUACUAAUAUAUAUUUUGAGAUUGCACAGAAUCUACACCAGAAGAUGUGAAAUCCAUUUGCGGCAAUUAAAUAGUCUUAACUUGUCAUAAUUUUACAUUUAUAUGUGUGUGUGUGUAUGUGUAUAUACACACACAUGCAUGUUUAUAUAUGCAUAUAUGUGCAUAUAUAUACACAUUUUAAAAAACAGGAAAUUGCUUCUGGGAAAAACAUUAGCUAUCCAAAACCAAGAAUGGUAGAAUAUUGGAAAAAAAAAUAAUACCAAGUAUGUGAUAAGAGAGAAGUAGGAAAUAUAAGGCCCAAAAUAUUAGGAAAUCAGUGUUACUGCAUCAUAUAAUUAACAAUGACAAGGUGUGCCGGCAUUUUUUUUGCUAUGUUGUAUUUUCCCUUGCUUUACGGGCUGUUACGUUCUGUAGAUUUUGUUGAGGUUCAUGGGGCGGGAUUCAGGUUAAAGUUUUCUCUUUAGCAUGGAUAUUUCCUUAAAGCUCCCACCCUGGGGACGAAAUAAAAACCAUCUACUUUUAUAUGUGCUAUGCAAAUAGACAUUUCUAACAUAGUCAUGUUACUAUGGUAACACUUUGCUUUCUGAUUUGGAAAGAAAAUGUAGCAACAGCAUUUUGGGGUUCUCAGACCUCCAGUGAGCACCUGCAAGAAAAUAAAUAAAAAAAAAAAACAAGGAAGAAAAAAAAUCUGUCAUAGAAAUGAUUGCUUUCUCUGUUUCCUGAACCUGAAAAUGAUGUUGGGAUGUUGGUCCAAAAGAGAGAAACAAAACAAAAAAAAUCCCAACCCAUGGUUCUGUGGAAGGUUACCAUGGUGACUAACUACAGUACAUAUGUAAUUCUUUUCAACAACCCUUCCUUUCUGUGAAUCUAUCCAUACAAGGUUCUCUUGUAAGUCAUUAAGUUUUUAUUUUGGGGGAGGGGGAGGAAGGAAAAAGAAGGGUUUACCGACACUGAUUUUUAUUAAAUCCAAUCUAUGCUUCAUCAGUUGGCUACAUUCUAGCUAUGUACUAAACUGUGAAAAAAAAGAUUAAUUGCUCAAGAGCAACCUGCAACCAAUUGAAAAAAAAAAAAAGUACUGUGCGUCUGUUUUGUGUCUGGUGCAUAAUUAUGACAAUCUACCAACUGUUCCUUUAUUUGACGUUGGUCCAGCUUUGAAAAGUUACUGUAAAUGCCUUGCUUGUAUGAUCAUCCCUAAUCACCCAAGUUGGAAUUUGCACCAUCAUGUCAAAGUUAAGAUGCUGUAAAUAGGUUCAGAUUUACUGUAUAUGGUUUUGGGGUGUUACAGUAGCCUUAUUCACCUUUUUAAAUAAUAAUAAUAAAAAAAAACCUACAUGAAAUCAAGACAAAAAUGGCUUUUCUUAACCAGAUUGUGUAUAUAGAGCAAUGUUGGUUUUUUUAUAAAGUCUGAGCAAGAUGUUUUGUAUAAAAUUUGAAUUUUGCAAUGUAUUUAGCUACAGCUUGUUUAAAGGCAGUGUCAUUCCCCUUUGCACUGUAUCAAGGAAAAAAAUGGUAUAAAAGGUUGCCAAAUUGCCGCAUAUUUGUGCUGAAAUUGUGUACCAUGAAUAUUUAUUUAAGGAUUUCUUUGUCCAGUUUGUAAGUAACACAGUAUUAUGCUUGAGUUAUAAAUAAUUUCUUCUUCGGUUUUUUUUUGUUUGUUUUGUUUGUUUUUGUUUGUUUGUUUCAUUCUGUUUUAAAACUAGCCGGUCAUAAGUUUGAAAUCUGCUUUAGUUCCAUAUUGCAAUUGGUUCCCAGAAAAUGAAAAUUAUGAAAAUCACAUUCCACAUGUUUCAAACUGAAUUUGUUCUUAAAAAAAUAAAAUAUUUUUUUCCUAUGGAAACCUUGCCUUCUAAGUA
Molecule: messenger RNA, 5491 nt
Organism: Cuculus canorus (common cuckoo)
Lineage: Eukaryota; Metazoa; Chordata; Aves; Cuculiformes; Cuculidae
Gene: EFNB2
Product: ephrin B2
Exons: 5
Coding region: 1041-2042 (333 amino acids)
Biological process (GO): axon guidance; ephrin receptor signaling pathway; blood vessel morphogenesis
Cellular component (GO): plasma membrane
Molecular function (GO): ephrin receptor binding
Source: RefSeq, a predicted model, not a curated record